Sinocyclocheilus grahami is the source of this 7337-nucleotide messenger RNA. RefSeq names its product tubulin gamma complex component 6 (gene tubgcp6). The coding region runs from base 172 to 6324 and encodes 2050 amino acids. The transcript is spliced from 26 exons. NCBI's taxonomy places the organism in Eukaryota, Metazoa, Chordata, Actinopteri, Cypriniformes, Cyprinidae. Gene Ontology annotation, cellular component: endosome membrane. Gene Ontology annotation, biological process: signaling. Gene Ontology annotation, molecular function: gamma-tubulin binding. The record is from RefSeq and is a predicted model, not a curated record.
UAGCGCGGCGGUCAAGGAAGCUUAGCUUGUGCGUGUUUAUGCGCACCAAAUUCGUAUUGUUUUAUUACGAAUAAUAUUUAUUCACUGAUGUGGAAUAAACAUUUGCAGCUCGGACAGCUUAAGCUCGAAUUCCAACGUCUCGUUGCAUCUUGAUCGCGCGCUCUUGCUGAGAUGUCUGGUUGCCAGGGCAACAGCGGCAGCAUCACGGGGCUGCUGGGUGCGCUCUGCGACUGCGGCCUCUCCGGGUUGUCAUGGAAACGCCGGGCUCUGGGCGCAGCAUCCCGGGAGUCUGCUCGUCGGUCCCUGCGCAAGCGUGCUUACGGUGCGCUUCUCGCUGGACUCUUCCAGGAUGGGUCACCCAAAACGCCACCGAACGCCCUGGCGAACACACCCGCCCAUAAUAAAAUACUGAUGAUCUCGUUCGACCUGCGCGUGUCUGGCCACAAUGAGGAGGCGGAGAGGUUGGAGGAGCUCCUGAGUCAGCUACGGGACAGGGCGGACUCCUCGGGACUGUCCGAACUCGAUUCUGUCCUGGAGCUCCUGGUGCAGCUGGCCGGGUCCGUGGCACCUCCCCCUCUGUCUUUCAGUCGUGACUAUAUGCGCCGGGAACGUCCCGUGCAGCGCAGACCGCCGUUGGGCGGGUACCUGAGCCGGGACAUGCAGCGGCUGGAGGAGAGGGCGUGGUCUUUGAUCUGUGGUGAGGAAUGGGGCGUUUUUGGGGGCAUCUGUAGGACCCUGAGCAUCAUGGAUGCUCCGCCAGGCACUGGGCUGCUCGGACUGGGACGCAGACAGGAUACCGAGGAGAAGUUUGAAAGAGAGACCCGACUGUCGCUCUUUGGUGCCCUACAGCACUCCAGAACAGCAGAUAUGGACGUCCGUCUGGACCUGCCGCCCGUUCCAAGCAACGCAGACCUUACUGGACUCAGUAUACGGGUUCCUCUGUGUCUGGAUCAGUCUGACGAUGAAGGCUUUCAGUCCGCCUCUAAUCUGACUCCAGAUUCCCAAUCCGAGCCGAGUCCCAGCCCUGAGAUCGACGUGUGGGAGGCCCUGCGGACAUUCGUGCCUGGAAGACGACGCUGUUGGGAGAACAUUGGCUGCCCGCCGGGUCAGAAGGAACCUCCGUACCUGACAGAGGCUGGCAGAGAGGCGUUUGAUCAGCUGUACCGACUGUGGGAGGGAGAAAUGAGGAACAUUCUGUCCACACAGACACCAUCACCGCUCCUGCCGCUGCCGCUGGACUGUCAGAGUCAGCUGGUCAAAGACGUGCUCAACGUGCUGAUCGGGGUCUCCUCUGUCACGUUUCCACUCAACGAGGCUAGUGUGCAGUUUGAUGUUCGUCCGGAUAUAUGUGUGUCCGGGACGUCCCCUGAGAGUGUGUCUCGGCUGCUGGGUGAGCUGGCGCUGUACGGCACACACUACCUGCGUCUCAGCCGCUUCUCCCUGAGCAGCACGAGUCAGAAGGGACUCGUCUUCCAGGCCUUCACAGGUGGGCUGCGGCGUUACCUGCAUUACUACAGAGCGUGUGUGCUGAGCACGCCAGCCUCUCUCAGUCUCCUAACUAUUGCUUGUCAUUUCCGCAAACUGGGGCGUCAGCUCAGGUAUCUGUCAGAACUGUGUUGUGUGGAUGGAAUCGGAGGCGUGGGACGAGCGACUUUCCCCGUGGGUGUAAAGCUGCUGUCGUGUCUGUAUAAUGAAGCUCAGAGUAACUGCAGUAAUGAGAAUCAUCCGGUGCUGCUGUCACUGCUGAAGAGCAGCUGUGAGCCGUACACACGGUUUGUUUCAGACUGGGUGUACAGUGGCAUCUUCCGUGAUGUAUAUAAAGAGUUUAUGAUCGAGGUCAAUGAGGAUUAUCUGACCUACAGAGAUAAGAACUUUUGGACGCAGGGCUACACUCUGAUUUCGUGUGAUGCAGAGGACUGUGUGCCGGUGUUCCUCAAACACAUCGCCAAUGACGUCUACGUCUGCGGGAAAACAAUCAACCUGCUGAAAAUCUGCUGCCCACAGCACUACAUCUUCUGGUCAGAUGUACCAGUGCCCAGGAUCGCGGUGACAUUUUCCCUGCAGGAAGUAGAGGAGAUUGAGAGAGACUGUGCGGUGUAUCGCGGACGAAUGGAGACGAUCGCUAGGCACAGCGCCAUCAGCAGAGAGGAGCAGGCUAUGCGGACUGAACAGGCCCGACAGGAGCUCAUUAAUCAGGUCAGAGUGUCAGCGGCCAAGACCCUGGAGAAAAUCAGAGGUCACCAGGUGUCGCAGCGUCUGGCAGAGGAGGCCCAGAAGAGAGAGCGAUUUGAAGAGAUGAAACAGCAGCUGGAGCUCGACCAGGAGUGGCGUAGUGCUGUGAGACUGAAGGAGCAGGAAGACGAUUUCGGUUAUGCUCGAGAGCUCAGAGACCGUGAGCAGAGGCUGCAGGCCCUUGAGGAGCAGCUGGAGCGCAGGGCACGGAUGGAUCUGAUCACUCAGUACAGUCAGUUAUCAGAAGCCGCUGCAAGACGAGAGCUCAGAGCCAUGUGGAAGGUGCAGAGGAUGAAACUCGACGAGCGCAGAGUGAACUUCCUGCAGCAAGAACAACAGAAUGUACAGGCUCUUCUGGAGAAGUUUCCUUUAGGUCAGGAGGGCCCCCCUCCAGAAAUAUCCCAAAUGCUACAACCUGCACAACUACACGCUGAGCUCUCUGAGCAGCAGAAUCCACGAGAACAGCAAACAGCAAAUCCUCCUCUCACAGAAUCCUUUGCUCCUCCCUGCUCUCCUGCCAUUGGUGAAACUCAAGCUCUUAAAUCAGAGGAAAUUGACAUUGCUGACUUCCUCCCGAAGCCUCCAUACGUCCCUGAUAGUGGUGCCGUGACCCAGGCCCUCCACAACAAUGGAUCCGACCUCCUGCAAUCCCCUCAGAAACCCCUCCCACAGCAUCCACACCCAUCGACCUCCCACAUAUGCGUUGGUGAAAACGUUUCGGAAUUCCUGGAGUCUGUCCCCGUUCCUAAUAUAAAUGGACAGGCGUCCAAGUCCAGCUUCCUAUUGGGUCAGUUCACUUCAGAGGUGCCAGCAGGUCAGCCGAAGGCUAGUGUUCAUGGACACCCUUCACAGAGCUCCGUGCAGCUGGGAGGCUCCACUGCCUCAGGGCGGAACAAGGGCCCAAUACGCUCUAAGUCAAACACCCCUGCACAAACUACUCAAGAGCGAACAUGUGAGGCAGAGAGCGAUAGCCAGUGUACAGAAAAACAACCGACUGGAGAUGAGACGGGAACACAGCCCUUGGCGGCCAGCACAGGUUCAGAGCCAAAGCAAGCCGCCCAGGAGCCAACAGAGGAAGCCAAGUCCUGUGAGAGUGUCAGCCAGCCCUCUCACUGUUCUCAGCCAGAGCAAGAACAAUCUGUGUCUCUUCUCAGAGGCUUCCAUGAGUCAGAGUCCGAUUCUGAUACAAGAAAUAACAGCCAUGCCUCUGAUGCCCAUAUAAGCAUUGGCGAACAUGUUUCCAAGGUAACCACACCCAUCCCCACACCUAACAUCCAUGGUCACGCCUCUGAUGCCCAUAUAAGGAUUGGGGAGCAUGUUUCAGAGGUAACCACUCCUCUUCCCACACCUAACAUCCAUGACCACACCUCUGAUGCCCAUAUAAGGGUUGGCGAGCAUGUUUCAGAGGUAACCAGUCCUCUUCCCACACCUAACAUCAAUGGCCACGCCUCUGAUGAAAAUAUAAUGGUUGGCGAUCGUGUUUCUAAGGUUAUCACUCCUCUUCCCACGCCUAACAUCCAAGGCCACUCCUCUGAUGCCCAUAUAAGGGUUGGUGAACAUAUUUCUAAGGUUAUCACUCCUCUUCCCACGCCUAACAUCCAAGGCCACUCCUCUGAUGCCCAUAUAAGGGUUGGUGAACAUAUUUCUAAGGUUAUCACUCCUCUUCCCACGCCUAACAUCCAAGGCCACUCCUCUGAUGCCCAUAUAAGGGUUGGUGAACAUAUUUCUAAGGUUAUCACUCCUCUUCCCACGCCUAACAUCCAAGGCCACUCCUCUGAUGCCCAUAUAAGGGUUGGUGAACAUAUUUCUAAGGUUAUCACUCCUCUUCCCACGCCUAACAUCCAAGGCCACUCCUCUGAUGCCCAUAUAAGGGUUGGUGAACAUAUUUCUAAGGUUAUCACUCCUCUUCCCACGCCUAACAUCCAAGGCCACGCCUCUGAUGCCCAUAUAAGGGUUGGUGAACAUGUUUCUGAGGUGACCACUCUCAUCCCCAUGCCCAAUAUCCAUGGCCAUGCCUCUGACAGCCAUAUAAGGUUUGGUGAACAUGUUUCUGAGGUGACCACUCCUCUUCCAAUGCCUAACAUCCAUGGCCACGCCUCUGACGCCCAUAUAAGGGUUGGUGAACAUGUUUCUGAGGUGACCAAUCCUCUUCCAACACCUAACAUCCAUGGCCACGCCUCUGACGCCCAUAUAAGGGUUGGUGAACAUGUUUCUGAGGUGAACAAUCCUCUUCCAACACCUAACAUCCAUGGCCACGCCUCUGACGCCCAUAUAAGGGUUGGUGAACAUGUUUCUGAAGUGACCAAUCCCGUCCACACCGCUAAUAUUCACGGCCACGCCUCUGACGCCCAUAUAAAGGUGGGUGAGUUUGUGUCGGAUGUUGCCUCCUCUCUGCCACGUUGGAGCAAAUAUGGUCAUUCCUCUGACAGCACCCUUAAAGUGGGUUGUGUGAUGCCCGAUGCUGCCCCAUCACCCACCCCUCUACCUGGCAGCUCUUUCGGUCAUACAUCUGACUCCACAUUGACAGUCGGGUGUGUUGUCUCAGGCGUAGAUCCUCAACCCUCUCCGUUACCUGGCAGUGCGUAUGGACAUUCCUCACAGUCCACCUUGGGUAUCGGGUGUGUGGUUCGUAGGACUGAAACCACUCGACCCAGCUCUCUUUACAGCGGUGCCCACGGGCAUUCGUCAGACUCUGCUCUGGGUAUGGGCUGCAUGGUUGGCGGGGUGGUGCCAGGGAGUUUGUACGGUGACAGGCCACCAUCCAAAUCUGACAGAACAUCAGAAGAUGCAGAAAAUCCAGCCAACCCAGACAUCCAGGCACCCCCUAGUGAGCUGUUCUCCCUGGAUGAGGGACUGUCUGCCUGGGCUCUGGGACUGGGAUUGUCCCCUAAAGAAAGUCCAGAGGAUCGUUAUCUUCUCAGCCUAGCCUUACAGUACCAAGUGGAGCAGUACCAGGACUCGUACGGCCUGAUGACUGCGGCUCCAGACUCUGAGCUGCUACUGCAGGUGACGUGGGGUCCGAACGGCCUUCCUGUAGACCCGUCCCUGCACCGGGCCACCGACGUCACUGCUGUUCAGCUCAACGAGAUGAUGCCACUUCCUGUUCUCAUGAAACACUCAGUUACAACACCACUGAUUACACAUGUGUCUAUGGUAAAUAAGGCCGUGGUGGAUUAUUUCUUCGUGGAGUUGGGUGUGGAGAAGCACUUUGAGACACUCAGACAUUUCCUGUUAAUGGAGGAUGGAGAGUUUGCCCUCUCUCUCAGCGAUCAGCUCUUUGAAAAGCUGGGCAGUGGUCAGACGCCCGGUGAGCUGUUGACCCCGCUGGUGUUGAACUCCAUUCUCAAUAAGGCCUUACAGUACAGCGUUCACGGCGACAGCGAGCUGGCGGCUCACUUCACGUUUGCGUUGCGAUACCUCCCUGAGAUCUUCCAUCCUCAUGCACCAGACUCGCUGAACUGUCUCGAGCUCCGUUACAAGGUGGACUGGCCGGUGAAUAUCGUCAUCACAGACAGCUGUCUGAACAAAUACAACAGACUCUUCUCUUUCCUGCUGCAGCUCAAACACAUGGUGUGGUCCCUCCGAGACGUCUGGUUUCACCUCAAGAGAACGGGUGAGAUUUCUGCCCCACUGUCUUUUCUGCCCCUUGUUGCACACCCAUGUCAAUAUUUUUUAAGUACUGUAACAGGUCAUUCAUGGAUCCUUCAGGUGUCCUGGAGCGAGUUCACACACAAACUGAGCAGUGCCAACGACCUGGACGCCAUUCACCGCACACACGCCGAAUACCUCAACAGAGCCAUCUUCAGGGGUUUGCUGACGGAGAAAGCCGCCCCCGUCAUGAACAUCAUCCACAGCAUCUUUAGUCUGAUCCUGAAGUUCCGCGGGCAGCUGAUCGCGCAGCCGUGGGAGCUCCAGCAGGGGGAGCCGGUGCAUCCCAGUUUCAUUGCCAUGCAGCAGUCCUACAACACCUUCAAAUACUACUCCCGCUUCCUGUUCAAAGUGGUGACCAAACUGGUGGAUAAAGGUUAUCAGCCCCAUCUGGAGGACUUCUUGUUGCGGAUCAACCUCAAUAACUACUACAAAGACUCUUGAUUGUCCUGUGUGUUGAGUCCGAGUCCUCUAGACCUGCUUCAGUAUGUAUGGUGUGUGUGUAUAUAUAACCAAAGCCAAUGGCCACAAUUGCCCGUAGCUGGUUUUCAGUGACAAACUCAAAUCCAUUUGCUCAGUAUUGAUGCUGUUCAGCAUUUCCUGUUGUGAUGUGUGCACUGAUGCUUUUCUCCACAGAGGCUAGGCUAUGUGAUGUGUAAAAUAAACAGUUUAAUUUUCAGAUUUCGUUCUCACGACUCAUAAAGGAAGUUCGAAAUGGUCAGAAAGCUUUAUUAAAGUGUUUUACAUUCUGAACAGAUGUUACAUGGGUUGAAUCUAAUAGACCAGUAGCUGCUGUGCUGAACAAGCAGUCACACAUUCAUGAAUAUUUUUAUUUCUCGUCAUGCUAAAGCUCAUCGCAGGUUAAACUUCAGACGGUUACUGAGGCAUAUUAGAGUUUGAGAAACUUCAGGAUCAGUUUCACUCCAGCACAAUAAAUGUAAACAGUUCAACGUCAUUCACUAGCAAACAACUUUCAAGAACUCGGAGUUCAAGUUAAACCCUUCAGUUCACAAACGAUUGUAGAUAAAUGAGUGUUUAAUAAAGUGCUGAUCCAUCUGCUCGGAGGAGAAAAAGCCCUUCAGCACACAAAACAAAACAAAAACUAGAAAAAUGAUUUCAUUUUGUUGCCAGACUCACCCUGAGAUUAUUAGUUUUUCCACAGAAUGAAUGUUAAAAUAUAUGACGCAGUUGUUUUUCAUCUACAGGAUGUCCGAAUUUCCUAUUCGAGUUAAUCUGUUCACUGUAUUUUCUAGGUUAUUAAAUAUAAACAGACAACAGGAAGUAAACUCAAACUUGUGGUUUUAAAUGAGUGUUUUAAAAGCAAUCUAAAUUGCACGUAAAAAAAAAAAGUAGUGGAAUUUUGUUUUGCAUUCUGCUGAAUCCCAAUCUGCACAAAACAAAUGUGAAGUACCGUAUUGACCCGAAUAUAAGACGACUGAAAAAACGCGGUCGUCUUA